Brugia malayi is the source of this 603-nucleotide messenger RNA. RefSeq names its product Synaptobrevin homolog YKT6, putative (gene Bma-ykt-6). Bases 1 to 603 code for a protein of 200 amino acids. The record is from RefSeq and is a predicted model, not a curated record. Gene Ontology annotation, molecular function: SNAP receptor activity. NCBI's taxonomy places the organism in Eukaryota, Metazoa, Nematoda, Chromadorea, Rhabditida, Onchocercidae. Gene Ontology annotation, biological process: endoplasmic reticulum to Golgi vesicle-mediated transport. The transcript is spliced from 5 exons. Gene Ontology annotation, cellular component: Golgi apparatus.
AUGAAGAUUUUUUCAGUCCAAGUGCUCUAUAAAGGCCCUGAUGGCAGAGCAAAAACUCUCAAAUCUGCUCAUGAUUUGAGUAGUUUCAGUUUCUUUCAAAGAGGUUCCGUUCAGGAAUUCAUGAUUUUUACUGGGAAGUUACUGGUUGAACGUUCUGCCUUGUCAAGCCGUAGUUCUGUGAAAGAAAAUGAAUAUUUUUGUCAUACAUUUGUACGACAAGAUGGAUUAUCGGGCAUUUGUAUAACGGAUGCAGAAUAUCAGCAGCGUAUCGCAUUCACUAUGUUGCGACGAAUAUUGGAUGAUUUUGCAACCAAAGUGUUAUCAGUUCAAUGGGCACAAAUAAAAAAUGAGAAAGAUUGCACAUAUACAGGUUUACCGGAUCUAUUGAUGAAAUGGCAGAAUCCUCGUGAAGCUGAUGCGAUGACUCGAGUUCAGGAAGAAGUAGAAGAGACGAAAGUAGUAUUGCAUAAUACGAUACAAUCAGUACUGGAACGUGGUGAGAAGCUUGAUGACUUGAUUGCUGCUAGUGAAGGCCUCUCCAAUCAAAGUAAAUUAUUUUACACCCAGGCAAGAAAAAUGAACAAAUGUUGUAGCUGGGCUUAA